AUGGCAAAGAAAGGUAAACUGGAUGAAGACGGAGUCUUGAAAUUGAACGAUGAUCUGGCAAAGAAGAUGAAAGAAGAGAGGAAACGGGCAAAGAAAGAGGCUAAACGGUUAAAAAAAGAAAUGAGACGACUAAAGAAAGAGGAAAUUUCAGGUUAUGACCCUUCAAAAAUUAAGAAGAAAACAAUUGAUGAUGUGGACUGGAGAUUGCAAAAAAAGUCUGAUUCACCUGGAUUGGUUAAAGACGAUGAUAUUUAUGGCAAAAAUGAACAUUUUAAUUUUGGUAAACCUAAGAAAGAAAUUCCACCUCCACCGUCACAUAAUCCUCGACCUGAUUUCGAGAAAGCUAGCUGGAGAGAUAUCGAAAUAUGGAAGGCAGUUAAAGAACGAGAAAAAGUGGAAAAAGGUAACAAAGAAACGGUUUGGAAAGAAGAAGAACAUUAUUUACCGAAACGCUUUCACCGCGACUGA
Dracunculus medinensis (Guinea worm) is the source of this 468-nucleotide messenger RNA. NCBI's taxonomy places the organism in Eukaryota, Metazoa, Nematoda, Chromadorea, Rhabditida, Dracunculidae. The record is from the annotation of a GenBank genome assembly.